GGGCGAGGGCUGUGUGGCGGCCCGGGUUGCUAAGGGCGCUCCCCCGGCCGAGCCCGCGACUCCUCCGCCUUCCCAAUGGCCCGCCUGCCUUUCUUCUCGCGUGAGGCGCACAGGGCAGCCGCCUGACGCGCGUCUUCUGCUCGGCAUCGGUUGCAUCCAGAGGGGCUUAACGCGUGCAUGUCUGUGUUGUAGAGGGAAUGCAUGAUCCCCAAUGAAAGGGCUGGUGCUUAUUUACCGGUAAACUGUAGCAGAGGCCUUCAGUACUACUAGGUAUUUUUUACUCUUGCCUUAAUUGGUGAGUGAAAUACUGCUGGAAUGCAUCAGAAGCUCCUGAAGAGUGCUCAUUACAUUGAGCUUGGAAGUUACCAGUACUGGCCGGUUUUGGUCCCUCGGGGAAUUCGCUUAUACACCUAUGAGCAGAUUCCAGUGUUCCUUAAGGACAAUCCAUACAUCACAGAUGGCUACAGAGCAUACCUACCUUCCAGGCUAUGUUUGAAAAGCCUAUUCAUUUUAUCCAAUGAAACAGUUAACAUCUGGAGUCACUUACUGGGCUUCUUCCUCUUCUUCACUUUGGGCAUAUAUGACAUGACUUCUGUGUUGCCUUCAGCGAGUGCCUCUAGAGAAGAUUUUGUUAUUUGUUCUAUUUCUCUCUUCUGCUUUCAAGUCUGUAUGCUUUGCUCAGUAGGGUAUCACCUCUUCUGUUGUCAUCGCUCAGAGAAGACCGGUCGACGGUGGAUGGCACUGGAUUAUGCAGGAAUUUCCAUUGGUAUCCUGGGCUGUUAUGUAUCUGGAGUCUUCUACGCAUUUUAUUGCAAUAAUUACUGGCGUCAAGUAUACUUGAUCACUGUCCUUGCUAUGAUCUUGGCAGUAUUCUUUGCCCAGAUCCACCCCAGUUACCUCACUCAGCAGUGGCACAGGCUGCGCGCAGUCAUCUUUUGCUCUGUGUCAGGUUACGGAGUCAUUCCUACCAUCCACUGGGUUUGGCUCAAUGGAGGUGUUGGUGCGUCUAUUGUGCAGGAAUUUGCUCCCCGUGUGAUUGUGAUGUACUUGAUCGCUGCCAUAGCAUUUCUCUUCUAUAUUUCUAAAGUCCCAGAAAGAUAUUUCCCAGGGCAGUUAAACUACCUCGGCUCGAGCCACCAAGUAUGGCACAUCCUUGCAGUAGUGAUGCUGUACUGGUGGCAUCAGUCUACCGUCUACAUCAUGCAGUAUAGACACAGCAAACCUUGCCCUGACCAUAGUGCACAUUAGGACGCAAAGGUAUGGCAGUUUCCUGUGCAGGAGGAGAUGAAGAUGGACUGGGUUGUGAUGGGGAAGGGGGUUUAGCCUUUUCGUUGCCACAGUUAAAACAGCAGUGAUUGCCCAGAAGUCAUAAAGGGUCUGCAGCUGGCUGUUCAGGAAGAGGAGUCCUUUUUUGGGGUAAACUGGCCUGCAGUAACAAAUGCCCUGGAGCUCUUGGGUCACCAGCUGGAAAGGAGACAAGAGCGCUGCAUGCUUCUCUUUUCACUGUGCUUCUGCUGCUCCCUGUUCAUAGAAAGCUGCUUUAUACAGAGUCAGACCAUUGGUCUGCCUAAGCUUGGUGUUGUCUGCCCUAACUGGCAGGAGAUGCCAGGGAUUGAAGCUGGGAUAUAUAUAUAUAUAUAGAGAGAGAGAGAGAGAGAGAGAGAGAGAGAGAGAGAGAGAGAGAGAGAGAGAGAGAGAGAGAAUAUGCAAAGCAUAUGCUCCACUAAUGAGCAUUUCAGUUCCUCUUUAGAGACUUUAUCCCUGCAGUAUUAAUUUUGUGUUCUCCUAGCUUCCUUGUAUUUGGGCUCAACAGCCUCUCUUACCUGGACAGCUGUUAAAACAUGUGGCAGUGCUGUGGCACCUGAAACCCUGAAUCCACUUCUUUGAAUUCGGACUCCACUAUAUAGGCUCACAGGUGGGCCUAAAGUCAGACUGCCCCUGUUGAGGAAAGCGACGGGGACCCAAAUAUUUUGCAUUGACUCCCCUUGCUAUUUAACAGCUGUACUUUAAUACAGUGUUGAUACCUAACUAACAAUUGCAGUAGUUUUACUGCUCAGCAUUAACAGGCAAGGGAAAUACUGGUUUUCUGUAUGAUUUAUGAGGCCCCUUUGUGAAGGAUUAAACCCUGCCACUUCCGAUUUUACCAAUAUGCUGGGAAGAAAGGACUUUCCACAAUUUGAUUGCACAUAUUGAGGACUCUGCAUUCUACAAAACUUGUUCCACUUUUUUUUCUGAAACAGCAGCUGCUGGUGGUGGCAUCAACUUUCUUUUACUGCUUCCCAAGGGAUCUCUCGUUCGUUUUGUUUACAGUCUAUGUUCAGGGCAAAAAGUCCCACCAAUGCUGUUUACUUAAAUAUAUAAAACUAAACAUGCUACCAAAAUGUCACCACCUAAAGCAGCAGUUGGAAAGUCCAACUGAGCAAUCCAUGAAAUGUAAGCGCUUUUAAAAUUGUUUUAAACCAGCCCAUCUUUUAAAGGGUCCAUUUAAAAGCCAGAACUAAUUAGCCCAACUAUAUUAUAUACCCCUUAGGAAUGAUGUUCCACAAAGGGGAACCAUUGCUGAAAAACCCUAUGACUAGUACCCAUCCUCCUUAUCCUAUUUUGUACAUCUUCCCAGACCAAAUAUGAGGAAACCCAGUGACUGACCAACCCAUGUUCUUUUAUGUCCCCCCCCCCAAAAAAAAACCCUGCAGAAGCUGACCAUUCCCACUACCUCACUGGCUGCGGGAGGCUGAUCAUGAGAUUACUUGCAGUCUUUUGAAAUUGAUUAAUUGUAUUUAUUUAUUUCAGUCUUAUCAUUGUACACCAAUUUUAGAGGCAGCACCCAAAGCUGCUGUUCUCUUUCCCUUCACGUUAAGAGGCAAUAAUAUGUUUAGCAGUCAUGCCAAAGAGCACGGAAGAGGUCGCCAGCAGCCAAAUAGCUUGGUGAACUCUUCUUGUUGGGCGCAGUAGAACAAAUCAAAUUUGUUCAAACUACUGAUAAACAAAUUGCAGAAAUUGCCAGGAAACUAUUUCUUCUGAUAGGCUAAGGAAACAUCCCCCAAUAUGCAUGUGGGGUUCCUGUGACAAAUUCUCAUUCCAGGAUGUAACAUUAUAAGUUGAAAAUAUAUUAUGUUUACUGUAUGUGCAACAUGUUCUGUGUCCUUGCACUGAUGUCUGUGUUAUAAUUUAAACAUGGAUUUUUACUUGAUUCCCCCCUUCUGUAGAACAGUAUCUGCUGUUGUUUUCCUCAGUGAUAUCAUAGACUAAUCUUUGGAAAAGAAGUUGGAUGCCCCAGUAAUUGUAAAUUUUGGGGUGCUUUUCAAAAUGCUGUUUAGCAGAGAGUCAGAAAUUUGGGGUCCCUUGAUUAAACAUGUCUCAAUGCCCAAAGUUUUUUUUUCAAGUACUGACAUGAAGUGCAAAUAAACAUUCUAGCAGUGAUGGAACUAAGGAGAAUUGCUCUGAGUGAUGUUUUAAAAGAAUAGCAUUUAUCUGUUGACAAACGCAGAGCAGCUGCUCCUUGGCUAGCCAUUGGCAGAUGUUGGGGUGUAGCCACUUUGUUUUGAAGUGCCAGCUGACACAUCUCAGCUUGAAUUGUAGACUUUGCUAAGGUGUAACAGAAGUAAACCUACCCUUAUGCAACUGCAAAUUUGGAAAAAAGUAACAUCAGCUAGGGAACAGUCCUAUGGGUUUUCUUCUUCAGAAAACCAGUACUUUCAGAGGCAAGGUGGGAUGUAAAAGUAGGAAGUUGCUUGAAUAGUUAAGGAACUCUAAAAAAUACUUUAUGGCUUUAGUUAGAAAGCUUUAGAGAACUGGUCCCCCAAAACUUACAUGCUUUUAUAGAAAAUGCUAAGUUUUUGUUUACAGCUUCUUGCAUUAUAGAGAAGCAACUCCUUUUUGAGAAUUCACUUAUCUACUGCACCUCACCACCAUCUUUGUUUUAAUUUUGCAUUUAAUGUAUUGUUUUUCUAAAAACAGUCUAGGAUAUAAAUGUUUAGUAUUGCAAUUGGAAGAGUUGAGUUCAAUUGAACUCGUUUGUAUAGCUGUAUAGAAAAACCUUUUGUAAAUGUCAAACCUGUGCAUGCGUCAUUUCUAAUAUUUAUUUUUAAGGAGUUGUGAUAUAAAUAAGCUUUCUGACAAAGCUCUUCAAGACAAUAGAAAAUGGAAUGGUAAAACUCUUACUAUAUAUUUCCUGCCUUCUAAGCUUAAUAAUUGUGAUUAUCAGCCAGCAACCAUGUACCAUCUGCUGUUGGAACCUCAUUUUUAAGUUACACCAUAAGCCUUGCUUAAGUACAGUGACACAUACUGCUGUGCCUUUAAAAAUGUUUUAAUUCCUUUAUCCCUGUUCAACUAGAUGUACAAAGGAAAGCUGCUGCAAUCUAUUCAAGUUGUACCAAUAUGUAUUAUGUAAAUAGCUCCUCUGUGAAUAAAAUUGUUUGUUGGCAAAUGUACUUGCUCUUCUGUGUGUGUGAGACAAGCAAUGUGUUGGGCUCUAUAGAGGUCUGAGCUGCACAGGUGGGACAGCUCCUUGCAAUGUAGCUGAAGAUUACCUUGCGGAAUGGCUGCUAAUCAAGACUGGAUUAGAACCACCAAUGGGGAGAAAGCUGUUUUAUGCAGAACCAUUGUUCAUAUUCUCAGUAUGUUUCUAUUUCUAUACCUUCCAUAUGGUGUCUAGUCCAGCUUUCUUGAUGCUUCAACAGGGGCCGAUGGUAUUGUCAACCUUUGUCAGACUCAGGGCCCACUUUAAACAAAACCAUUUAUUUGGGAACCCAUUUCUUAAUGUUUACUCAUAUAUUUUCCAUUGUGGUAGUGCUCCUAUUGCAACCCACCUUGACUCAGGCCAUGACUCUGCAGUACAUCUGUCCUACCACUGGCAUUGCUUC
Messenger RNA from Zootoca vivipara (common lizard), 4862 nucleotides. The record is from RefSeq and is a predicted model, not a curated record. Lineage: Eukaryota; Metazoa; Chordata; Lepidosauria; Squamata; Lacertidae.